This is a messenger RNA of Centruroides sculpturatus (bark scorpion), 411 nucleotides long. Its product is annotated as keratin-associated protein 19-2-like. The transcript is spliced from 2 exons. The coding region runs from base 112 to 411 and encodes 99 amino acids. The record is from RefSeq and is a predicted model, not a curated record. Lineage: Eukaryota; Metazoa; Arthropoda; Arachnida; Scorpiones; Buthidae.
CAGAAUGAUAUUGCACUGGAUUUUCGAGUUUAUUUCCUUGGCGAACCGUUGUCCUUCGGAAAACAAAUCAAGUUCGCCGCUAUCGUUUUGGCUGCCUUGUGCGCCGUCAGCAUGGCUGGAUACCUUGGAGGAAUUGGAGGAAGAGAUGCCGCAGUAACCGUCAGCCUGGAUAACCAGAGAGCCGCUCCUUACGGAGGACUCGGCGCUUACGGUGCUUAUAGUGGCUAUGGACUCGGACACGGCGCCUAUGGAGCCUAUGGACUCGGAUACGGCGGUUACGGCUUGGGUCUCGGUUACGGAGGUUACGGUCUCGGUCUGGGUUACGGACUCGGCCACGGAGCCUACGGACUCGGAUAUGGACUGGGACUCGGCUACGGAGGUUACGGUUUAGGUCUUGGAAAACUUCAUUAA